AGACUUGAGUAUAAGAGAACUGGCCAGUGCUAGUCCUAUUGAAGUAAGGGUAACUCCACAUCCACUUAAUUACAAAAAUAUGUCGUCCUCAACGGGGGGUUCAUCAUCCUCUUCUUCGUCCGGGGCUGUACUGGGUAAAACGAGCACAUCACCCACGUCGGGUUUGGUAGAUGGAGGCUCCAUCUUGCCUAGCUUCGCUACCUACUGGCUCGAAAUCGAUGCAGGACUAGUGCAUUUCUGCUUUGUUACGGAUUCGAGCGCUUAGUUAAAGUUGACUUUCAAACUGCAAUCACGAAAAUUAUAGAAGUACUACCGUCAGACUCAACAUCGGGUGAAAUAUCAUCCACUUGAGUUAACGAAAUAUAAGCAGAAUGUCUCUUCAGCUAUGUUGAUCUACUCCCCUCCUCCACCACCGUCUUGCUUCCCCCCUUUCAGACUGUAUCUUGAUCUACUCCCCUCCUCCACCACCGUCUUGCUUCCCCCCAGCCGCAGGACCAUUUCUAAGUUGCUCUGCGGAUGCAUGUGCGUCGUAUUGUCACGAGGAUCCGUCCAGGGUUUCAGUGCGCGCACACAGGGUCUACUUCUGCUAACGUAUCUCUGUAAUUGCGCUUUGAGGCAACUGUCAACCGCGUAUUGGUGGAUAUGGACGUGUGUGCUGGGACAGGGAUGCUUGUGUACUUAUAAGUACAACUAAUUAAUAAUAUUGUAUGAUUUAGGUUCUACUUAUAACUAAAAAUUGUAUUUGAUUUAUUAAUAUCGGUUCUAGUGCCCUUUUUAGUCGAACUCAUAUUUCGUCUUCAGAAGAUCGUUGAGUGACUGAGUGAAGAAACAAAUGACGAUAAAUGUAGCAGAUUUUUUGCGAGUGAUGAAUGAAUGAAUGAGGAUCUGACACAUAUUUCAUCUUCAGGCAUCCUCUUUUACCCCAACCUCCGGAAAUACGGUCUUGGCGACGCAACCGAAAGAACACUAGUAGCUUCGGCACUAGCGCUGUCGGUGAUGGUGGGACUAGUGCACUACGAAUAUGCAGAUGGAGCGGACAAGAUUCUUGACGGGUGGCUACCUGCAGAACUUAUGGAGGAAAGACAAAGACCAUAUUCAUAGUUGUUCGGAGGUCGUUCGUAACCCUAUUCGCAACAAAAGAUCAUAUUCAUAGUCGUAUCAAAUCUGCAUUUCGAAAGUAGUGUCAUCUGCAUCUUCCGCCUAUUAAAAGUCCUGUCAUAUUAAGUACACACGUACUGCCCUCCCUUGGUAUAAUUUUUCCAUUACGGUUUUCUCCUAGGCUUAAGUGGAGGCUACUCAAAAGAAAGUCCCCCUUUCAUAGUCCAUUACGGGUUACUCGGCGAUGGCUCUUUCCAAGAAAGAGGGAGGCGAGCAGUAGCAAGCGCAAAUCUGGAGUCUGCCUUGAGGUCGGUCGGACCUGGAACAGUGGCCUUUAUUUUAUGGCAGUUGAAAGAAGAUCCUGUUAUUAAUUGUUUCAUUUUUGAACUUGAUUGUUGGGUCGUAAUGUUCUUGUCAUUUUUGAACUUGAUUGUUGUCCUUACCAUGAGUUUACCUCUGUGUAAGUUUUGCUUCUAAUACGGCCAUUUAGGGUCGGCCUUGAAGUACAUGACCAUGACCAUCGUAAUAUGUUGAAUGUUUAAGCGGAAGCAUCUUUCUCUUUCAUUGUCACUACCACGAGGAAGAGUACAUGCAUGUAUUUUUUUAUAACGUUGGAAAUACAUCCAACUACCUUCUCCUUCUAAUACUUGUCGGUUUUAAGCGAGCCUUGGAGUCGCUCGCAUUGUUACCACAGUAUCGAGCCUGCUUCUUCUCCGCACUGGAUUGGAGAGUUUACAGGUGCUUGCUUCUGAUUCGCUCUUGUUAAGCUGCUAGGCAUAGACUGAAGAGGGUGCUGCACGCACUAGAUUUACUUGGUAGAAUACAGGCACUAUUCGUUUUGAUGAACUGGAAAAAAUACCCUUCCACAGUUGGACAGCAACGUUCGGAGCAUACGAGUUGUACCUGUCAGCCUUUUAUUUUGGCCGUUUUCACCUUCUCACGCUUGUCCAAGCCGCGUCGUUCUUCUAUUUUCUCUUAUGGUCUGACAACUUCUCGUGUUUUCUAGUGUGCUCUUAGUCGUGAGUCCUCCUGUUCUCUUCAACUCAAUCUUCAACUUAAAGAUUGAUAUCCUUACCAUGAAAGAAUUCUAUUUCUACCCCUGGAUAUCCUGACCAUUAUACGACCCGUUCACCACGUUGUGUAUUACACGACUGCUGGAUAACCCAAUACUCACAGCGCCUUGGCACCCGACUUUACAUCGAAGCAGAAGCGGAUGUAGUGGCUUGAAGAGUCAAAAGUAGUCAAUACUCAUACAUCAAGGGGAACAACUUUUAACUAUUAUUCACAAUAGAUUGAUAUCCUGACCAUGAAAGAAAGAAUAUUUCAGAUAUCAUAUGAAUGCUCAGUUUCAGAAUCCUGGCGUGCAAUGGUCUGGAUAUCAUGAAUUUCUACCCCUGGAUAUCCUGACCAUUACACGACCCGUUCACAACUGAACUGGGUAUCCCAUCAUCUAAUUCAAGCCAGCGGGGGCAUCCGGGUGUCAUUUUCUGCACCGCAAACGAAGGAGCUGCACACAAAAGCGUUAGAUCAUGCAGAGUUGUCAGAAAUACGGGGUCUCAUGGAGGAACCGAAUGCUGGAACAUACGAUGUGCUGUAAUCUUCAUCGAGGAAGCCGAUAUCACGAAUACAUACAUGACAUGCGUCUGGCACCGACCAGUAGGGGAUGCAGAGUCAAGCUUGUUCUCUGUGUGAAUGGACGUGUCAGUGACAUCUGGGAUCCCGUCUACUAGUUGUACUUAUUUUUUUGCAUAAUUGUGGUGAUGGAGAAAGACGAGCCAGUUUGUGGUGCUCUGCGAUGCUACCGCUGAAGGUUCAGCUUGCCGCCGACGCGUUUUGCCACACUUCAUUUACGUACCUUCAUAGAGGACACGACUACCCGAUCUCUCUUACGCUGUUGUCUAGGUAGAGCACCUAUAAAUGAAACGUCGCAACCCCACGAAGCUUCGAAGCUUCAAAAACUUUUUGCUGUUUGUUAAACGUUAAGAACGUACGCUGUAGGUAUACGCUCGUUAAUAGAGUAGAUUAAUAUUUCGUCCACAACAUCAAAGUCGC
Molecule: messenger RNA, 3150 nt
Organism: Amoebophrya sp. A25
Lineage: Eukaryota; Dinophyceae; Syndiniales; Amoebophryaceae
Source: the annotation of a GenBank genome assembly